Penaeus chinensis is the source of this 8664-nucleotide messenger RNA. Its product is annotated as RNA-binding protein RO60-like. The record is from RefSeq and is a predicted model, not a curated record. Lineage: Eukaryota; Metazoa; Arthropoda; Malacostraca; Decapoda; Penaeidae. Gene Ontology annotation, cellular component: ribonucleoprotein complex. Gene Ontology annotation, molecular function: RNA binding. The transcript has 13 exons. Bases 461 to 2257 code for a protein of 598 amino acids.
CUAGAGUGGUGUUAGUGCCCACAAGCGACGUCGGAGGCCAGUGCAGAGGGGGAAAUAAGGGAGAAAAGGAGUGAUAAGAGGCAACAAUGGUGGAAAAUUGGGAAAAGAAUCGGGGCCCUGAGAUCGGUGAACGCCCCGUGAAGAUGACAUUAAUACGGGAAGGAACACGGCACACGCAGGGAGGACACGCAGGUCUUUUAGUUCAUGCUUGAUCAACACUCGUUGCUGAGAGAGAACUUCGAAGAGUGUGAAGGCGUUACUUGCACUUACCUGCUCUCCACACCUUGGUUCAGGUCGCGAGGUGUAACAGGUGUAGAAAUUGGCGUGAGAAAAUGCAGACGAAGAGACACUAACUCACAAAUUUCUCUAAAGUGUGAUUGAAAGUUCGGUUUUCUUCCGUUCAUUUCGCUUAUUAGGACGCAGAAAAUCAGUGACGCAGUGAGACUUCCAGGAAUAGAAGAUGACAGCCGACAACUCGAGCUCUUUGUUGGAGCUAAAGCAGUUGCUGGUGACCGGUACAAAUAAUGCGGCUUGGAGUGGAAACCACCUAGUACGACACUUAGUGGACUGGUACCAGCGCAAUGAACGAGAGAAUCGCAAUAACCCGGCACUCACCGACACUGCACCCGAGGACGAAUCCGCGAGAAUCCGAAUCUCCAACCCUUGCGACAGCUUGAUUUACUCCACAGCAGUUAUCCCCAAGCUGGUGAGCGAAGGGAAGGCGGAUAUUAUCAUCGACACGCUCCGAAGUUACAGCCAGCUGCCUUAUGUGGACAAGGAGGCACUGGUGAUGUGUCUUGCUGUGGCCUCCAAGCAAGCUGAACACAAGAAACUAGUCACGGAUGCCCACUCGGCCGUGCGAGAGCUGUGCACCAACACACACCUGUUCUUCCUCUUCAUCCAGAUAUCUAAGAUGAUAUCCAAGAAGUCUGGACAUUCUGGAUGGGGACGUGGUCUUCGCCGUGCUGUUGGUGAAUGGUACCGAAGUUGGGAACCAAAACGGCUGGCUUUGGAGGUGACUAGACACUUCAGUGCCCAUGGAUGGACUCACCGUGAUGUGGUCAGGCUUGCUCAUUUGAAGCUGAAGGAGAUGCCUCUAGGGAGCCAAGUAGUUCUGCACUACGUUUUUAUGGGACUGGACAAGACUGUUCAAGAAUACACAGGAAAGGACAACACCAGUGAACUUUUGGAACUCAUGCAAGUGCUAGACAAGGAUGGUCACCCGAAGGAUAAGGAACAACAGUGGGAUGUAGAUCAAGUGAUCAACAAGGUGAACAAGCUACAUGAAGUGUACAGUGAAGUGACACUAGAUGAUGUACCUUCACAGAGCCUCAAAUCUCCUGAGGUCUGGUCUCACAUGCUGGACAAAUUGGAUGGAGAGUCAGCUGUAGCCAGUGUGAAUCGCAUGGCCAAGGCAGGUCUGCUAAGCCAGAGUGCAGACAACACCAACGUCCUUCCCAAUAAGCUGGUCGACCGCUUGACUCAUUCGGAUGUCGCUUCGAGCCCUGUGACUCCAGCUGUUACUCUCAUGGCUCUUCAUGCUUAUGAACACCCAUCCAGAUUCUCCAGCGAGGCCUGUGGCAAAGUGUACGAGAAGAAGUCCUGCAAGUCCCCGCGAGCCCCUACGAAAGCUCCCCUCAAGAAGUCAACCAAAGUAAACCAGAGCGUUGUUGAUGCUCUUCACAAGCUUAUUGCUGGAAGUUCAAAGAAUCUUGAAAAGACAGCAAAGAAGUUAGCAAUUGUUGUUGAUGUUCGAGGCUACAUGAGCACAAGCCAUGUGUGGACAGGUAACCCAGAAGGCAAGGGGGAGGUAACAGGACAUGAAGGAGCUGCUGUAAUUGUGCUCACCCUCACUUCCGGUGGAACUUGCCCGGUCGUGAACACCCUGGCCUUCUCUGGCACUGGAGUAGCUGAAGUGCCUGUUACGGAGGGAAUAACUCUCUUGCAGCUGGUGGAAAAAUUCAAGGAGACGGUGAUUGGUGAGGUCAGUGUUGAUGUCGCUCUGAAUUGGGCCCAAGAGAAAAAUAUGGAGACUGUUAUUGUCAUCACCCACAAGCUUGACCAGCAGGCCAUCACUGCUGCUGCCCAGUCCCUCAAGCAGAUCAAUGAUAAGAACAACACACAAAUGAGACUGGUGUUGUGUGGACUAGGGACAAAGCAUCUACAUACCCAGCGAACAGAAAACUUCCUCCUUGUGCUUGGAUUUGAUCAGCGAACACCCAGCAUCAUCAGAGCCUACCAUGAGAGGCUCUUUUAAGAUGGGGACAAUGUUAGCCUUCCUUUUUUUUAUCGCAGGAGAGAGUUGCUGUGACCAGCAGUUGGAGGAGAUCUGAAUCACAGUUGUUCCUUGCAGAUCAACCUCAGCUCUUAAGGCAUGGGAUUAUGACUAGCAAAGUUUAUUGUAGGCCAUUGUGAGUGAGGUUGUUGGGCAGUCAAGGCAUUUGUGACUUUCUCAGCAAACCGUAACAAUAGAAAGAGGCCUCAUUCUUGAAGAGUGCGAUCUCAUUUUCAGAUUUAAGAUUCAGGAGAUCUUGUUGCGCCUUUGAAUCCAAGUUUUUCAAGUGUAAGGGGUUCAGUGCAGUGCUUGAAAAGCAUAGGAUUUUCAAGUAAAAUUAACUGCAUGGUCCUUAUGACAAAGCAUAGCACAGACUGAGCUAGAGUUUUGGUGCCUUCACAAAAUUUUUCCAGAUAUUUAGUGCUCGGUCAUUUUGUAGAAUCAUUUUCUCAUGUGAAGAGUGAGUAGGCCAAUGUUUUGAAAGAUCUGAAAGUAUUUUAUGACCAACACAUUUGUCUAUAAAAUGUACCCUAACAUACCUGAUAUUUGCGGGUUGAACUUCUUGUUCAGAAUUCCAGAGGGUAGCAUAUAUUGGUCUAGAAACUUUUUGAAAUAAAGAUUAGCUUUAAUGAUGCUAAAUAGCUAUGUACCAUAGAGUCUGUUAGAUAAAAGGGCUUAUUAUGCCAUUUUAGAAUAAUUGAAAUCUAGAAGGUGAUAUUUUUGAGUAAUUAGUGCUGGUAAUAUCCAUCCACAUACGUAGGCAGAUGUAAGGGUUAUAACUGCCAUUUGAUUUAAGUAUAGAAUUUUAUUCCAGAUAUAUUUUGGAGAAAAGUGUACGUGAAACUUGUACAAAAUUCCAGUACAUGUUAAGUGUAUUCUGAACUACAAAAAGAUCUACUUCCAGAUCUUAUUGUUUACAGUUUCCCUCAUUUCUACUAGCCUUUUCUGUAGCUCUUUCAGGACCCAAUCUUACAAAAGUGGCAUGAUAUUCAGAGCUGUAUGUUAUAAAGCUAAAUCAAUGCUUGUGAAAGACUUUGUGGUAAGAUACAAACAUUAAGGUAGCUCCUUUUAUUAUAGACAUGCAAAUUGGAAUUCAUUUUUCUCGAGUCCUGUCCAUCUAGGAUGCUGAGUAGUACACAUAUCAUUUGAUGCUUCACAUGUCAUAUGUUGUCUAGGAUCUAUUCAAAUGUGACAGGGCUAUUAUAGAAAAUCUCAAUUUACAAAAGAAUAGAUAUAAAGAACAUUUCAUUAUAAAUGCUGUUGCAAGGUCUACUUUUUUAUGACAAUCAAACCACAGAUGAUUUUUUUUUUUCAUAUGAGAAAACCAAGUUGUUAGGCUGGGAACUAUAAUAAUAAACUAGAUGUUUUUGAAAAAUAGAUUUGAUUCUGUGCCACGAUAUUGGUUGACUUUUGUAAGUGGAGACAAUAUUUAGGAUCAAUCAUAUAAUGUGCGACUUAUCUAUAUGACAAAUGACAGAUCUAGAGAGAUUGUCUUAAGAUAUCAAGUGAUAUAACAUAAUUUGUGGCAGUAUAAAUCAAGGUUAGAAAAGUGUGAAUUGUUUCUGGUGUAGAAAGCUGUGGAAUCCAAGGGCAGUAGUGAGUGCUGGUCUUCAUUUGUGAUGGAUGAAAAUACUCCCUUUAAUUUGUGUUUAGGAUUUUUGGUGUAGUAAUGGAAACAAUUGUGUGUAGCGUGUAAGUAUUUAAUGGAAAGAAUGAAAAGUUUUCUUGCGCUAAAGAUGUUGAUGGAUAAUGGAAGGGAAUAGUAACUGUCAGUGUCUGCUGGUGAGGUGAUCUGUGAAGGCAGCAGAUACUGAAAAUGGUGUGACAUAAUUUAGUUAUAUAUAUUUUUCAGUUGCCAUUUCAAUCAAAUCCAUUGAAUUCUAAUUAGUGACAUUUAGCAGAUGGUGUAAGUUAAUAAAUUUGAAGUUAAACUUGCAGGAUGGCUGACGUUCUGCUAGAGGUUGGUAAUCCAUCGUGUUAAAAAAAUAUAAAUUCAAGCAAAAUCUUUGGUGUUGUACUAGUCAUGUAAAAAGGGAAAGAUGGAAACUGUGCAGCAUUUUCCCUUUUGCUCACAAGUUGCACAUAAUUCAUCUGUUUCUUGUGCUGAGUUUAAGGAAAUUUUUUAUUUUCAUUUAUCUGUUUUGCAAAGAAUGAUAAAUUAAAUACUUCAGACUAAGUGAGAACUAUACAGGAAAUUACUUUAUGUACUGGAAAAAAAAAAGGUUUUCCUAUGAAUCUCCACUAAGUGUCAGGAUUGACUGUUUAUGUUAACAAAACUUUGAAUGAAAACAAUCUAAGUUAUAGAAAAUUGAGGAAGCUAAUGUUCAGAGGGAAUUUUAUAUUGAUGAAGAAACCAAAGCUGGGAAUUAGCAUUCUUUAAAAUGGAAUUUUAUCUCUAAAUAUUUUAUUUGAAUAAUACUCAUAAUACAUAGAAUUUUUUCUUCUUGAUAUGGAAAUCUGUAAAGGGAGUGAUAUUUCUUCCAUUUUGUGAAUACAAUGGCAAAAGGAAUUAAACCCAGUGGAAAGCAUUUGAUACCAUCACAUCUUCAUAUAUCAGAGCAAGAACACUUAGUUAUGACACAGUGUCUGUUAUGCCCAUUUGUGAUUGCUCCUUCAUUCAGCAUACUAUUCGCUUGAAGACACCUGACAUAAUUCUUCCUGCUCAAGAUUUCGUGUAAGGUACCAUCCAAUGCACCAGAGGAAAGUUGGGAAUACAGAAAGAGCAAUAUAUUAACUUGUUCUGGAUUCAUGAAAGUGAUUCGGUAUGGAUAUGGAACAUCCAUGAGGUUAGGUUGUCUCUUGUUUCCAGAUCCUAUUUUAAUGGAUUUUUAUGGUGCUGUAAAUGUGUGUUAAGGCCUUCCAGGUAACAAUCCUGAUAUCAGAUAAUUGUUCUUUAAAUAAUGUGUAUAUGCAAAAUAUUUGUGUUGAACUUUAUGGGAAGAGGGAGCCAUAGAACUCAAGUGAUUAACAAAAAAUGAUGGAAAGGCAUUCCUCAAUAAUGUCUGCACUUGAAGAUGUUGCUUCUAGGCAUUGUAAAUCUCGGAUAAUUUGUGGUUCUAACCCAGCUCACUUUAUCACUUACUGAGAAAGUUAUGCAAAAAUGGAAAUGUUUAAAAGGAAAACAUACCAGUUGUGCUCAUAAAAUGUAAGUAUUGAAACUAAUCGAACUGGGAAAAAGUGCAAUUUUUUUGAGGAUUCAAGGUGAGUAGGAAGGGUUGAUUGUGUAAUAACAAUAUAUAGGUUGGCCUCAUUGGAAAAAAAACUAAUGGUAGCAAAAUAAUAUCUCCUGAAUAGGAUUGUUAGUCAGUAUUUAUCAAGAUCUGAUACUUGAUUAGGCCAAUAGAAAUAUGUCAUAUAGUCCCUUAUUUAGUACAGAGCUGAGGCUAUCCUGUAAGACAAUUGAACGAACUUUUGCAUUUGUUCAGAACCAUCACCCAAUGUGAUAAUUUUAUUGAUGGGGCAUCACUCAUCAAUUGCAUGCCUGUGGGAUAUCGGUGGAAAAUUUAAACUAAAACUUUGUGAAAUGCCAGAAAAACUCAGUGACGUUACUGAAGUGUCUCUUGUUUUUUAAUUAUUCCUGGCAAAAGAAAAAGCUUUAACCUGUUUUGAACUUCUUGUUGUAUGUCAUGAUAAGAAAAUGAUUUGCAUUUUAUAUGAUUUCUUGCAUUUCUUGUUUUUGUUUUAAGCAUUUUAUGUUUUGUGUUGUAUUUUAUAUAUUCUCUUUGGUAUGUAUUAUUUUAAAUCUCUAUGAAUCCACUUGGUUGCAUGUUUUGUGUAGUAGCAGCAUUUUUAUUGCUUUGUAAUAUUUAUAUCAAGGCUUUACCAACUUUAUUAUUUUUUUCAUUAUUUUUAUUCUCUUGUAAGGAGAAUGGUGAGUAAUAACUAUUGAAAUGGGCCAGAUACAAACAUGGUAAAUAUAAGGCAUUUACGAGCAUGGCAUUUUUUGUGUAUUAAGAUAAUUUGGUAUAUUAAUACUAUGUUUAGUCAGAUUCUCUCGUCAUGUUCGUUGUUAAUCAAAUGAUGAUGCCUCUAGUCUUCAGAUUGCAUUGCCAUUUUAUGUUUCCGCUUUAGCUUAAAAAGAAAGGCAAGAAAAAAUAUUUUUGGGUUUACAAUCAUAUAUUUCUACAAAGGAUAGUAUAUGGUGUGUUUAUUCUCAUUUUAAAAUUUUGUUUGGUGAAUUAGACAUUGUAAAAAGAUAUCCAACAGUUUUGACUUAUGCUUUGAUAUAGGUAUAGAUGCAUUAGAGGAUAUUAGGGUUAUAAAGUGCAGGUUUGAAAAAUGUUCUUGUUCACAAAUUGAGUAAGUAAACAUAUUUGAAAAUUGUCUGCAACAUUACAUUUUGAUUCCCAAGUGAAGCUGAACCAAUUGCACAUAUUGUCAAAGAAAUGUUGGAAAUUAAUGCAGGCAAAUAUGGAUUAGUGACAUGGACAUUUUGUCUUUUUUUUCCUCUUCCGUUAACGAAAAUCAUAAAAUUUGGAAGCUUUAAAUAUGGUGUAUUGUUAUGUAUUGGAAAAAUGUAGGAAGAAAUGAGAGAUUAGGUCUCUGGCAGAAAGGCACUUAGGUAUAGAUUAUUUUCUGGGAAUAACAAACACAAGAGAAACCCUAUUGUUCAAUGCUGUGUGUAAGUGCAAGCAAUCAUCUAUGUUACGUAUGCAGGAAUAUAUAUAUAUUGUCUUAUAAAAGAUGUAGAAUAAUCAUUGUUUGAAUACCUUUUAGGCAGCUUUUAGAAGGUAAUGCUUAUUAUUUAAAUAUUUAUGCAUCUCACCAGAAAAACUAGAAUUUAAGACAUUUUUUUAAACUUGUGGUUUACUUUGCAUCUUGGAACCCAAAUAUGCAAUGGUAAAUGAAGUUGUUAAACUGAAUGGUAGGGUUUGGUCAACUGGAACUAUCAAUCGAGAAAAAUCAGUGGAUCACAAGUAGGCGCUUCAUGAACACAGGUAUCUUGAAGGGGAAAAAUGUACUGUUGGAGUAAUAGGUUCCUUGAAAGUUCUGAAAAAAGGCUUGAUUAAGUAACUAUUAAUAAUUAGUAAACUCAUGAAACCAAUUUGAUUAUAAUGUGCUUUUGAUAAAUUUGCUGAUUUUAUUUGUUAGCAGGACGCUGUUGUGAGCUCUUGGUUAUUGAUUUGGUUUAUGUUUUGUGGCGUAGUUUGCAAGUCCAGUAGACGUUAAAAAGAAAAUAUUAUAUAAAGAACAAGAAAAAAUGUAAAAAAAAAAAAAGAAAAAAAAGAAAAAAAAAAUGGGAGCAGCAUUUUUAAAGAUAGAUAUUUACAUGUAGAUGCUUCGUGUAGACAUUUGCUACAUGGCUUUUAGUUAUAAUGUUACCUCUUCUUGUGUAGCUCGUAUAUUCCACAUUCUACCAAAGAAUUUGUUAUUGUGUAUCCUUGUUUGGCUUUGUGAAGUAUAAACCUCCUUAUAUGUGUACUUGACAAAUCUUGUAGCUUUUGGCGUAUUUUUAUUUAUUAUUCUUUAGCAAUGAGGUGUUUGAUUAUUAUUAUUAUUUUAUUUAUUAUAAUGAUUAUGACUUUUUUUUAUUAAUUAUUAUUGGAAAUUUCUAAUGGAAUUACAAGUCCAAAUUGGUUAAAAAAAAAAAAAAAAAAAAAGGUUUUAACAUUGUCCAUGUUUCUUUUUAUUUACAUCUGUGAAGUAAGUUGUAUUAUUGUCAAGGCAUAAUGUUUUGUCACAGUUUGUGAUCAGUUUAUUAAGAAGAAAAAAAAAAAAAUGUAAUUCAAGAAUAUUCUAUUGUUCUUGUGGGAACUCCCUCUGUUGAACACUUUGUUUUAUAGCUUUGAUUAUAUGAUUUAGGCAACUAAGUAGCAUGCUUCUAUUUGUUAUGGAUGUGGAAGGGUCUUUAGUAUUCCUCUGUGAAUUUGUUUUUCGUGUGUUUCAUUUUUUUUCUGGAGGCAGACAGCAAUAUCGACUCCACAGUAUAAUCUGUUCUCCAUUGCCAGUGAGGUUGUGGUGCAUGUUUCGUGGUUUUUAAUGUAAGCCUCAAGAGCAAUCAUGGUAAAAGUAGCUGCAAUGGCAACAUAUACGCUUGUGGAACUAAAUCUCAUUAGCUUGGGUCAUCCUCUUAUUGCAGCAUUUGCCUGCCUAGUACUAUAGUACAAGUGUUUAUUGGCUUGUAUUUUGGCCAAGGGGAGAUCAAUCAUGCCCCCCUUGGAAAAAAAAAGAAAAAAGAAAAAAAAAAGAAAAAAAAAAUUGCCUGGAUUACAUCUGGAAUUGAGAAUAUUUAUAAUAUCUAGUUCGAGAAUGACUGAUAUGCAGUACUGGAUGUAGGCAGGGAGUUUGAUGAGAUGUGCACAGUCUUUCUCUUGACCACAUAUUUUUAUAUCCAGUCUUUUUGUUAGCACAUAAAUACUCGGGUGAAUAAAUAGUAGAUUGAAAUACAA